AUAUGUAAAACGGAGAAGUGGAAAACCCCUGCUUUGAGUGUUGCAUAUGGCCGUAUCACUUUCAGGUGGAAGAAGAGCUGCCAUUUCUCUGCAAAGGGCCAGAAAGCUAUCUUCUUUGUCUUCGGUCGCGAUCACAAAUCUAUCCGACCAAAACCGCAAUUCAAUCAAGCCCAAUCCUCAGCAACCCUCAAAAACUGGUUCUUUAGCGGCAUCGGGUGAGUGUUCUCAGGGCUCUCAAUUGAAAAACCCUACCCACUACUUGCAAUCUCCCAUUGAAGAAGCUAGGGCACACAAGUCUACUCAAAAGCCCAUUGAUAUUCUGAUAAUUUCUCAAAUUCUCCCAAGAAAAGACUGGUACUUACUGCUCAACCACGAGUUUAAAGCUAAACGGGUCCAUUUGAACCCUCAAUCAAUUAUUAGUGUCCUGCAAAAUCAAGACAACCCAUUACUCCCUUUGAGGUUUUAUGUUUGGGUUUCUAGUAUUAACAUUGGUUUUACAAAAAAUCAGUCGAUUCGUGGUGUUCUAGCCAAUGCCCUGUAUAGAAAGGGACCACUUCUGUUAUCAGCUGAAUUGAUUCAGGAUAUUAGAAAUUCUGGGUAUAGAAUUGAUGAGGAUUUGUUGUGUGUUUUGAUUGGGAGUUGGGGGAGAUUAGGAUUGGCUAAGUAUUCUGCCCAGGUUUUGGAACAGGUUUCCUUUUUGGGUCUUAGUCCUAGUACUAGGUUGUAUAAUGCAGUGCUUGAUGCAUCAGUGAAGUCGAAUUUGCUUGACUUGGCUUAUCUUAAGUUCCAGCAAAUGCAGGUGGAUAAUUGUAUCCCGGAUAGGUAUACCUAUAAUAUCCUCAUACAUGGGGUUUCUAAGGCUGGUGUUAUGGAUGAAGCACUUCGAUUAGUGAAGCAGAUGGAGGGAUUGGGAUAUUCGCCCAAUGUAUUUACAUAUACAAUCUUGAUUGACGGGUUCUGUAAUGCAAAUAGAGUAAACGAGGCUUUUCAGAUAAUCCAGACGAUGAAGAGUAGGAAUGUCGCUCCAAAUGAAGCUACACUGAGAGCACUGGUUGGAGGAGUUUUUCGUUGUUUGCCACCGAGUGAGGCUUUUGAAAUGUUAUCUGGAUGGCUAGAUAAGGAACCGGGAGUGCCUAAAGUUGCAUGUGAUGCUAUGUUAAGUUGUCUUUGUGAUAAUUCCUUGCCAAUGGAGGCAGCUGAAUUUCUAAGAAAAUCGGUAAAAAGGGGUUACUUUCCAGAUAGUGCAACAUUUAGUCUUACCGUAAAUUGUUUAAUCAAGGGACUAGGGAUUGAUGUGGUCUGUCAGAUGCUAGAUUUUUUUACUAACCGAGGUUUGAAGGUGGCUUUUGAUACUUAUCUUCUGCUCAUUGGGGCUCUUUACAAGUCGGGAAGAAUAGAAGAAGGCAAUCGCUAUUUAGAGCAGAUGUUCCGAGAAGGACUUGUAUCAAACACAUUCUCAUACAAUAUGAUAAUUGACUGCUUCUGCAAAAAUAAGAUGAUGGGGCGAGCAACAGAGGUUUUCACAGAAAUGAGUUUAAGUUGUAUUCAUCCUAACCUUGUUAGUUUCAAUACACUCAUUGACGGGCAUUGCAAGUUAGGGGAGCUAACACAGGCCCGCAAGCUGCUACUGAUGCUGUUGGAGCGUGGUUUUAAACCAGACGUGUACACAUUCAGCUCUAUAAUUGAUGGUCUUUGUAGAGCACAUGCGAUUGAAGAUGCUUUUGACUGUUUCACAGAAAUGGCCGAAUGGGACGUUUGCCCAAAUGCAACAACAUACAACAUCUUAAUCCGGGCUCUCUGUGUUACCGGGGAUGUUGGUAGAUCAAUGGAGUUGUUAAAGGAGAUGCAAGCUGUUGGAAUAAGCGCAGAUCUUUUCUCCUUCAAUGCUUUAAUCGAAAGUUUCUGUAGAAUGAAUAAGAUUGAGAAGGCAAAAAGGCUUCUCAGAAACAUGUUGAUCUUGGACUUGAAGCCCGACAAUUAUACGUAUAGUGCUUUUAUCAAGGCAUUAUGUAGAUUAGGGAGAUUCGAUCAAGCUAAGGACUUACUUUUCUCCAUGGAAGCAAAUGGGUGCACUCCGGAUACCCAGACAUGUAACUCAUUUACAGAUUUGCUGGUUCAGUCAUCUCGGCUUGAAGAAGCCCAAAAUAUUUUCAUUGAGUUUAGCAAGAGGGGAAUCCCGCUGAAGCCUAUAAAAGUCACGUAAUAUUCUUUAUUCAUUGGCUUUCACAUAGCGGCUUUGUUUCAUAGAUAGCCAAGGUUUGUGCUCACCAUGAAUAUACCAUGCUUCCAAUCAGCUUCAGUCUGUACCUCUCUGUUUCACAACAGCUGGAAGUAGACACUGGAGGCUCACAUCUUCAAGGUUGAAAUGGAAGAUGAUUGAGUUGUUCAGAUGAGUGCAGAGAGAGAAGGAAGACAAGAAUGAUACCUGGCAUCAUGAAGAUGAAGAAUGCAGCAGUGACAAGUUUGAUCAUGAGGCGGUUAACAAGGCAUCCACGGAGACUGAAGUGCGAUGUCAAAGCAAAUAAGAAAUGUAAGCCACCCUCAUUGGCCCGGCCAUGUAGUAAGGUGGUUGUGAAGAGGUGGAUAAAUUGCCAGUUUAAAUGUAUCACUCCACUUUUGUACUUGAUAAUCUGUCCUUUACUUAUUUGUGGUUAAUGUGGUUGUGAAGAGGUGGAAAAAUUACCAGUUAAACUUUUUUUUUUUUGCUCAAAUGCCCUUAAAAAGAACACUAAUUAAUGUUGGCUUUCAA
This is a messenger RNA of Ipomoea triloba (trilobed morning glory), 2749 nucleotides long. Its product is annotated as putative pentatricopeptide repeat-containing protein At3g16890, mitochondrial. The coding region runs from base 47 to 2203 and encodes 718 amino acids. The record is from RefSeq and is a predicted model, not a curated record. Lineage: Eukaryota; Viridiplantae; Streptophyta; Magnoliopsida; Solanales; Convolvulaceae. Gene Ontology annotation, molecular function: protein binding. The transcript has 2 exons.